Molecule: messenger RNA, 143 nt
Organism: Funneliformis caledonium
Lineage: Eukaryota; Fungi; Glomeromycota; Glomeromycetes; Glomerales; Glomeraceae
Source: the annotation of a GenBank genome assembly
AAGAGACAGAGAUUGAGAGACAUCCACCUGAUGAGACAUCGGCCAAAUCCCAACCAGAAGUUGAAUUUCACAGAGACGAUCAAUAUGAAGGUAGGCAUAUCAAAGACGACGGAACUGAAUUUAACUUCUUACCUCAACAAUGA